GAGGUCCAAGAUGAUGCGACAGAAAUCGGUCCAGUAUACACAGGUACAACUGAGAGACAACCUGAAGAGGGAAUCCAGAUUGUGACACCGACCAGAGCAGCUGUCACAGAGAAACAGGGAGGGAACUUGAAAGGAAGGCGAGGUGAAGAUCUGGAGAGGGCAACUUUGGAACCGGGGCUGAAGGUGAGUGAAGGAGGUGAACAGCUAGAAUCUUCCAUAAGCACUUACCCACAGUACGUGGAUGUGACGAGCAUUGGAAGGCGUCGUCAGACCACCACGCCGGGAGUCGAACUAGACGCGGCAUCCAUAUCGUCUCUUAACCCACUCCCAUACGUCGAAAUAAACAGCGUCACCAGAAGACAAAACACAAACCACGACAAUAACAUCACCACAGACAAGCCACAGAUUUCAUCUUCUUUUCAACCACUUACUGACUCCCUCCUAGCAGCACGUCAACCGCACGACGUAGAGGUAUCUAGUACUGGUAGAACACGUAGCACAAACAAUGCUAGGAUCUCCAUUCCCGAAGACACCCCACUGACAACAUCCGUGCCCACCACACCUGACAGAAAUCACCCAAAAUAUGUAGACAUUAUUUCCAGAAGCAUUAGUAGUACUGUCCCUUCUAAUUAUCCGGGUGUUCCUGCAUCUGUAACAGAAACAUCUAUCCCGACGUACAAGCACAGUAAUUGGAUUUCCAGGAGACGUGGCUCCGCUGUGCGCAGUACUGGCACCCCAUCCGCUGAGACUCUGCCCCUAAGGACAGACAAUUAUCCUAAUUUCCAAAUAAAUCCUCCCCCAACGACGCCUAUGGAUCUGACAGAAUCGACGUCACAGGGCCCAUCUGUUCCAAGUACAAUAAUCCCACCAACAUCCACUGGAUUCACUCCUACAGUAACGAGGGUUAUUACUUCAGUAACAGAAUCUGGUACUACAGAACGCCAGAGAAUUUCCAUAAACAGAGUUCCCUACAUAGCAAUAGCCGCUCUGAGAGGAGAGACGUCGUAUCCCGGUCCACUGCUGCAAAACGGACAUCCGACGGUCACCGCUGAUCAGAGAUUAUUUCGUCCAACUACGACGACGACGACGACAGUUUCUUUCGAGCAUGAAUUCAUCACCAACAGUUCAGUGGAGCAAAACACCAUUCCAGUGACUACACCCACAGAUCAUACGCUCGAAAAGUUAAUGGAGGUAAAUCGAAUAACACUCGUCACCCUAAAAGAAGAGUUGCCAGUUGCAUAUACACGGGCGUUGUCUGGAAAUGAAACAACUGAAAGGAUGCUAGUUGACGAACAGUCGGACAAAACCAUGGACAAAGUAAGCGAAGUGUCUCGUAUGAAAUACGUGACUGUAUUUGGUGGAAGCCAAACCGCGAGUCCAACGAUUGAUACUUCGCGCAAGACAUUCACUACUUUGCCCACAGCCUCACGAGUUCCAUCGGAGACACAGUACUACGAAAAUGCCAUAGACACUCAAGGCGAACUUCAGUCUGGAAAACCUCACUAUUACAACAGCACAGGCAGCUUCAAGCUGGGUAACGUCAGCACGGAUUCAGAUGCUGAACCCAUGGUCACUUCAGUUACUUCGAAAGAAGCCGAAUCAACAACUAUUAUAGAUGACGACAUUAGUUCCACAGACAAACCCCCUACUUCCAUUAGUCCACUUAGCAAUAGACGACGCCAAGGUUCAGGAAGGAAACCGGGAGUAGAUUAUUUUAAAAACAGGAGAAUAUCAACUUCCGUCUCAACGAUAGUUUCAAGUACCCCAUCAACGUUUUCCCAUAAAAGUAGAGGACAAAGGAAAAGACCUCGUCCAUAUCGACCGACGUCGACGACAGUACCAGAGGAGGAAGCAGUGGAAUUGCGAAGUCCUGACGACUCGAAAGUGGACAACCGGACUGCUGACACUACCCGGAAUACCGAUCCCCGGAGAACGUUCGUCCCAAAGAGAGGCCAACGCAGAAGACCACGUCCGUAUGUACCAAGUUCGACGUCAGCAGACGAGGUGACAAAUCCAGUAGACAACGAUGGUAGGGAGAACAUCGUUCUGGUGACUGAAAUUGCCGACAAUGCAACGACUGGAUUCAUCCCGAAGAGUGGUAACAGACGAAGAGGAACGACUCCGAAACCAACAACAGAUAAUUCAAAAGCAACGUCCAUGACACAGAUAGGCGAAAGUGUAAAUUUAAAAGUAGCCGACAAGGGACUGAAAGUCUUGGAUACAUAUGAUCCCUCUGACAAUGCUGAAUCAAUUACGCGGGUUGUUGAUGCCUUUAUUCCAGAGAAUGCGUCACGGUCUGUUCCCACAAACGGUCACGGGAACGCAAGUAGUCCAACAGAACCAAAUCUAAAACUUAAAACUGCAGAUGAUAUUGACGUCAGUACUAUUAAACAUUCUCAGACUACGGAAUCGACUAUUAUAUCUGAAACUUCACCAGAAUCAGAAUUUAAUUCGGAAUCAAACGUUAAAUAUUUAAGUUCAGGUUUGAACAACGCGGAAAAUGGCACACACGGAAAUUCAACGGGAGUGGAGGAAACUCUGAAGCCUACGUCGCUCCGUGCAUACACGGAGGAGUCCGUAACACCGCCUUCUACCAAAUCGAGUGACAUCGCGUCCACAACUACUGGAAUCUGGCACGGUGACAGAAUGCGAGUUAAGAAGAGACGCAGACGUCCCGUCACGCACAUCUUGGCCCCUCCGGAGACACAGACAGAACCAAAGAGUGAAGAGAAAACGCCUUCCUGGAAUAAUCUUCAAGCGACACAGAAUGAAACCAAAUUCACAAACUCGCCUGCAGAGACAGAUGUUUCCAGCAGUAAUCCUGAAAAUAACUCGGUUGUUACUUUCGCUACAGCUGCUUUAUUAGGAAGAGACCAUUACGAAGUGACGAGCGUAGGCUCUGUCGGUGACUUUGCAGCCACUGGUGUCAGAGAAGGUAAACACAUGGCGACGCCCUCCGUCGUAAACGAUCCUAAUAGUAUAGCAAUCUCCCGCAAGACUCAGAAAAAUAAAUCUGCCGCCAUUACGAACACCAUCAUCGUAAAUAACGUGACACUUCAUGACUCUUCAUACGAUUUCCAAACUUCCUCGCACGAUUCUGAACAAAGUAUUAUCGCAGACAGUGACUUAAGUACUGACGGUUCUAACUAUGAUUUAGGAAGGAAUUCAAUUUAUAAACCGCCAGCUUCCGAAGAGGUUCAUUACAGUGUUUUGGAUUCUGCAGUAGAGUUCCCGAACGAAAGUCAUACUGAGGGAACUUACCAUGAGAAAUCUGAGGCUACUAUAAAUACAUCCUCGAGACCGGGUCACAGAGAUUUUUUCAUUCCCAGUGUUGAUUUAGCAUCAGAGCCCGGAGACGAACAAUCUUUAGGUUCACCAGCAGCCACAGGCAGGGUCAAGCCUGGAUCCUCUAGCCCCGAAGGCAAGACGAGACGUCUGGUGAGGAGAAAACGACCGAAAAUUACCACUGAGGAACCUCUAGUACAGAGUGAGGUGGUCACCACGACGACGCGAAAUCUGCGACGUCCUACAGGGGCAUUAUAUAACCCUAACCGACUGCGUCAGCGCUCUACGACGACGACGACGACGACGACAACGACAGAGACGCCCGUGAGUUCAACGGAGUCUGAAAAGGAUCGCCGAAAACCCGGAACCAGACUCGUCCGGCGUAGGAAGUACGGUCCAUCCGCCAAUCAAACGAGAGACAGUGACGCCACGGCGUCCGAUGCCCAGCCUUCGGACGCUCCCACAGACAAAGACGAUUCUCGUGGUCGGGUGAGGAAGUACAGUUUUCCAAGACGCCGCGCCAACACUACGCCACCGCCCCCAGUGACGACAACGCCAGUGCCAGUGACGACGUUACCUACGAACGACACCCCAGGUCCGGGGGUGGAGCGGGGCGAGAUACAGCUGCUGGAAUCCAACGCACAGCAACCCAAAGACGCGGAGGUACAGGAGGAAAGCACGACCACAAAGUUACCAGACCUCGCUAAUUCAGCAGUAGUCGCCAUCCACAACCUAGCAACCGUACCCCCCACAAGCCAGGCUUCACCGGAGAUAUUUAAAAGUACACGUACAAUCUCUACGACGCCAAGAUUUUCAUCAACAAGUAGUUCAACACCGGCCACAUCUUCUCCACCCCCUCGUCGAGCAUCUAAAGUGUUCCCCGGCGAGCAAUCCCUUCCAUCGUCAUCUGGGUCAGCGUCCCCCAGGCGCCUACCGGACAGCGUCUCCGCCAGGCCACGUCCGUUCUCGAAGACGACGCCAUCUGCUGCUGCCGCUCCAGCGACCAGCGCACGUACCAGCAACGCAAGACCCAAACCAACGCCUGUCAUAGAUUACGAGUACUACGAUGACGAUGACGUCGGAAUCCUAGACGUGGCGCCGAUUUCAGGGAAAGUUAAGAUUCACUCCGAUGGUUAUAUCGAAUGCCUAGACCGCGGGAAUUUCCCACACCCUUUCUCUUGCAAGAAAUUUAUCUCGUGUGCCAAGAUGGAAAAUGGCGAACUUCUGGGCUGGGAGUAUACUUGCCCCAGACAAUUAUCAUUUGAUCCUAUUGGCGGAAUUUGUAAUUGGUCUGCGGGACUGGGUUGCAAGGAAUAAGUGAUGGCCUUCAGUCUUCCGACGAAGUAAAAUACGGACAGAAACAGGGUUACGGGACCUGAACUUCGCCUCUUUGAUUGCACCAAAUGGAAUGCAGUGCGAAUGUACACGUGUU
Molecule: messenger RNA, 4717 nt
Organism: Zootermopsis nevadensis
Lineage: Eukaryota; Metazoa; Arthropoda; Insecta; Blattodea; Termopsidae
Source: RefSeq, a predicted model, not a curated record